Nerophis lumbriciformis (worm pipefish) is the source of this 1862-nucleotide messenger RNA. It is a transcript of the gene qrfprb, whose product is annotated as pyroglutamylated RFamide peptide receptor b. Lineage: Eukaryota; Metazoa; Chordata; Actinopteri; Syngnathiformes; Syngnathidae. The record is from RefSeq and is a predicted model, not a curated record. Gene Ontology annotation, biological process: G protein-coupled receptor signaling pathway; cellular response to hormone stimulus. Gene Ontology annotation, molecular function: peptide binding; neuropeptide Y receptor activity. Gene Ontology annotation, cellular component: plasma membrane.
UUUACUUUUUUUUAAUCUUAUAAUUAUUAUCCACAGCCCCCUUUACUGUGAACCUCUUGCUUGCCUAACAGAAUUGCUAUUGUGACAUCCAGUGGACACAUUUAGAACAGCAGUUUCUUUUAUUAAAAAAAAAAAAAAAAAAAAAAGCAGCUCAUUUUUAUACUUGGCAAAUUCAUCACGCGGGUGGGAAAAAACGUGUUAGCUUUGACACCCCUGCCUUAGUGUGAGACUCCAGAGAGGGACAAGCGGUAGGAAAUGGAUGAAUCAAUGUGUGGUCUAUUCAAAAACAUUUAAAUGUGUGUAAAAAUAAUGUAUAUAAAAGUUCAGUCAACUAAAUAUUUUUCGACUCCCCAGGGGCCCCGGGCCCCUUAUGUGCGAGUGUACCUAAUGUUGUGGCCAGAAGGGUCCUGAUUGGUUUGCCAGGAAGAAGCAGCAGGAGGUUCCUCCAUCAAGGAAGAGGAAGAGGAGGAGGAGGAGGAGCGCACUCGCACUCAGCCGUCCGCGGGAAAAGUGUCGGCCAGGUGCCGGGUGAUGGACGGCGGGUAGACGCGGCCAUGGCGGCGGACUCUAGCGGCAGGAUCACCCCGGAGAUGCUGCAGGAGACCCUGCAGUACUACAACCUGAGCCGGCAGGACUUCAUCAGCACCUACAACAUCCAGCCUCUGGUCUACGUGCCCGAGCUGCCCCGCGGCGCCAAGACCGCCUUCGUGCUGAUGUACGCGCUCAUCUUCCUGCUGGCGCUGGCCGGCAACAGUCUGGUCAUCUGCGUGGUGCUGAAGAAGAGAGCCGUGCACACCAACACCGACAUCUUCAUCUGCUCCCUGGCCGUCAGCGACCUGCUCAUCACCUUCUUCUGCGUGCCCUUCACCCUGCUGCAGAACAUCUCCUCCGAGUGGUUCGGAGGCGUUCUGGUGUGCAAGACGGUUCCUUUCGUGCAGACCACGGCGGUGGUGACGGGCAUCCUCACCAUGACCUGCAUCGCCAUCGAGAGAUACCAGGGCAUCGUCUUCCCGCUACGAAUGAGGCGACAGUCCACGUCCAAAAGGGCGUACAAGAUGCUGGGGCUCGUGUGGAUGGCAUCAGUCGUUGUUGGUUCUCCUAUGCUUUUUGUGCAACAGCUGAAGGUGAAGUACGACUUUGUGUACGACCACCACCACGUGUGCUGCCAGGAGAUCUGGCGCUCGCUGACUCACAGGCAGGCGUACACCACCUUCAUCAUGGUGGCGCUGUUCCUGCUGCCCCUGGCCGCCAUGCUCUUCCUCUACACCCGCAUCGCCUUUGAGCUGUGGAUCCGCAAGAGGGUGGGCGACUCGUCCGUGCUCAACACCAUGAACGACCGGGAGCUGGUCAAGAUCUCCAGGAAAAAGAAGCGAGCCGUCAAGAUGAUGAUCACCAUCGUCCUGCUCUUCACCGUCUGCUGGGCGCCUUUCCACACCGUCCACAUGCUCUUUGAAUACUACAACUUGGAGAACAAAUACGACGACGUGACGUUGAACAUGAUCGUCGCCGUGGUGCAGGCCAUCGGCUUCUUCAACAGCUUCAACAACCCCAUCGUGUACGCCUUCAUGAACGAGAACUUCCAGAAGAGCUGCGUCUCCACGCUGUCGCAGUGCAUGAGGAAGCAGAACCGCGCCGUGGCCGCCGCGCCUCCCCCUCCGCCUCCCCCGCCUAAAGUCGCCGUGCAGUUCAUCAGGCUGCAAACCCGAGAGGAAUUCCUGGAAUCCAAGGAGGGCGCGCAGCAGCAGGCCAGGUCCGACAAAGGUCAAUCGAGUUCAUCGCGCGGCGAAACCUCCUUGCCGUUGGUCGGUGAGAAGAUCUCAACCAUUCAGACGGAGCUCGCGGCCAACUCUCAGGAGACAUGA